AUGGCUAUGUUUUUGAUGGCCUCUAGGGUGGCGGCCCAGAAUGCAUGGGAUAACGCUUUUGCGACGUUUUAUGGUGACAUAAGCGGCGCAGAAACUAUGGGAGGAGCAUGUGGCUAUGGCGACCUCCUCAAGCAAGGCUACGGCCUCGAAACGGCGGCAUUGAGCACAGCCCUCUUCAACAAUGGCCUCACAUGUGGUGCAUGCUUCGAACUCCAGUGCGUCAAUGAUCCCCAAUGGUGUGCACCAGGGACCAUCACCAUUACUGCCACCAAUUUCUGCCCCCCAAAUAAUUCCAAGCCGAGCAACAAUGGUGGUUGGUGCAAUCCUCCUCGCAAACACUUUGAUCUCUCGAUGCUAAUGUUCACGAAGAUUACCAAGGACUACCAUGCCGGGAUCGUCCCAGUGCAAUACCGAAGGGUCCCAUGCAUCAAGCAAGGUGGCAUAAGGUUUGAGAUCAAGGGCAACCCAAAUUGGCUCUUGGUGUUGGUCUAUAAUGUGGGGGGGGCCGGGGAUGUGAACGCCAUGCAAGUGAAGGGGUCGAGUACCGGGUGGAUAACUAUGGCUAGGAAUUGGGGCCAAAACUGGCAGAUCGGACAAAACUUGGUGGGGCAAAGCUUAUCGUUUCAAGUGGCAACAAGCGAUGGAAAGAUGGUGCAAUCCGAUAAUGUGGCACCAUCUAACUGGCAAUUUGGCCAGGUAUUUGAAGGGAAGCAGUUCUAG
This is a messenger RNA of Elaeis guineensis (African oil palm), 720 nucleotides long. Its product is annotated as expansin-A23-like. Gene Ontology annotation, cellular component: extracellular region. Gene Ontology annotation, biological process: plant-type cell wall organization. NCBI's taxonomy places the organism in Eukaryota, Viridiplantae, Streptophyta, Magnoliopsida, Arecales, Arecaceae. The record is from RefSeq and is a predicted model, not a curated record.